AUGGUCACAGGAGCCAAUCGGGGAAAGAGACAGCGAAGCGCUCCGGAGUUCGGGGGGUCGACAAAGAUGGCGGCAGCCGAAGGGUUUAGGUACCCUCUGCGAGCUGUUAAGGGUCUUCUAAGUUUUUUUUAUUCAUUAUUUUUCCCUGGGCUAAUAGUAUGUGGAACUUUAUGUGUAUGGCUGGUCAUUAUCCUUUGGGGAAUUAGACUACUAUUCCAGAGAAAGAAAAAAUCAGCAUCAUCCAGAAAAAAUGGAAAAGAGCAAAUGGUGAUUGCGUUUUUUCAUCCCUACUGUAAUGCUGGUGGAGGAGGAGAAAGAGUAUUAUGGUGUGCUUUGAGAGCCCUGCAAAAAAAGUAUCCUGAAGCAACUUACGUUGUUUAUACUGGUGAUGUUAAUGUUACUGAUCAGCAAAUAAUAGAGGGUGCUUCUCAAAGAUUUAACAUCAGAUUAACUCAUCCAGUGAAGUUUGUUUUCCUAAGGAAACGCUACCUUGUGGAGGAUUCGCUGUAUCCUCACUUCACUCUACUGUGCCAAAGUCUAGGGUCCAUAUUUCUUGGCUGGGAAGCUCUGAUGAAGUGUGUUCCUGAUGUUUAUAUUGAUUCAAUGGGAUAUGCUUUCACGCUUCCUCUAUUUAAGUAUUUAGGUGGGUGCCAUGUUGGAAGUUAUGUUCAUUAUCCCACUAUCAGCACAGACAUGCUCUCUGUUGUGAAGAAUCAAAAUGUUGGAUUUAAUAAUGCAGCCUUCAUUACAAGGAAUCCUUUUCUCAGCAAACUGAAGCUCAUCUACUAUUAUUUAUUUGCUUGCAUUUAUGGACUUGUCGGUUCUUGCAGUGAUGUGGUCAUGGUCAAUUCUUCUUGGACACUAAACCAUAUUCUCUCACUAUGGAAGGCUGGAAAUCGCACUAACAUUGUUUAUCCACCCUGUGAUGUGCAAGCAUUUCUGGACAUUCCUUUAUGUGAGAAAAAGACAAAUGCAGAACAUUUAUUGGUUUCUGUUGGCCAGUUCAGGCCAGAAAAGAAUCAUCCAUUACAGAUUAGAGCCUUUGCUAAAUUGCUGAGUAAGAAAGUGGCUGAUUCUCUUCCUUCCCCUAAACUUGUCCUUAUUGGAGGUUGUCGUAACCAAGAUGAUGAAUUUAGGGUAAACCAACUAAGAAGACUCUGUAAAGAUCUAGGAGUUCAAGAUUAUGUGGAAUUUAAAGUGAACAUCCCAUUUGAUGAAUUAAAGAAUUACUUAUCUGAAGCAACUAUUGGUCUGCAUACCAUGUGGAAUGAACAUUUUGGGAUUGGAAUUGUUGAAUGUAUGGCAGCUGGCACAAUUAUACUUGCCCACAAUUCAGGGGGCCCAAAGCUUGACAUUGUGGUUCCUCAUGAAGGAAAUAUAACUGGAUUUCUGGCUGAAAGUGAAGAAGGCUAUGCUGAAACUAUGGCUCAUAUUCUUUCCAUGUCUGCAGAAAAGAGACUUCAAAUCAGAAAUAACGCCCGCGCAUCUAUAAGCAGAUUCUCUGAUCAGGAAUUUGAAGUGGCAUUCUUAACAUCUGUGGAGAAGUUAUUUAAAGGAUGUCACAUCCAUACAAACUAAAGUACUUAAUAUAAAAUGGUACAUUGUCUUCAUAUGUUAAUAUUUUUUAACUCUUUUCCUAUUGUAAUAAAGUCAUCCUAAACAAUACUCUCAACACAUACAUAAAGGCAAAGUAUUUAUCUCAAUGGAAAAAUGUAAAAUUACUUAGCUGGAAGGGCCAUCUUUUUUUUUUUUUUUUUUUUUUUUUUUUUUUUUUUUUUUUUUUUUUUUUUUUUUUUUUGGUUUUU
Molecule: messenger RNA, 1805 nt
Organism: Suncus etruscus (white-toothed pygmy shrew)
Lineage: Eukaryota; Metazoa; Chordata; Mammalia; Eulipotyphla; Soricidae
Gene: ALG11
Product: ALG11 alpha-1,2-mannosyltransferase
Exons: 5
Coding region: 1-1578 (525 amino acids)
Biological process (GO): protein N-linked glycosylation
Cellular component (GO): endoplasmic reticulum membrane
Molecular function (GO): GDP-Man:Man(3)GlcNAc(2)-PP-Dol alpha-1,2-mannosyltransferase activity
Source: RefSeq, a predicted model, not a curated record